CUUUAGUUCAUGAAAGUGCUAAAGUGCACCUCCUGUACCUAACUCCCCUCCUCCUCCUUAACAUACACAUAGUCACUAACCCUUCUAGCCUUUACUUAGCUUAGCUAAGCUAAUUUAACCUUCCACGAGCCGACAACGUCUCCUGGUCAGUUAAAGGGAGCCGUUUGUAGCCCUCGAGCGCGCUUUCAUGCCUCGUUUGUUGCUGGCGCUGUCACUCUGUCAGCUGUGGGCUACUGUCCUCCCACCUCCAGGUAAACACCGGCCAACCCCAUGAAGGCACCGCCGCUGUCCCCUCACUCAUGGAGACCAGUUGAAUAACACACAGCGACCGCGUGGAGCCCGAGGCACCAUGGAUCUCUUAGCCCCUGCUGCAGUGUUAACCCUCCUUCUCUGACCUCUCCUCCUCCCCAUCUCCUCCGCCACCUUCAUACCCGAACCAUAACAACCCCUCCCCAGUUGCCACCCAGCCCUUCCUGCAUCAUGGCAGGGGAGAAAGGGCCCAACAAGCGAAGCGCCAUGGACAUCAAGCGCCUGGCGAGCCUCAUCCAGAGAGGAUCAGGUCGCUUGCUGGUGAUUGACAGCAGGACGUUUUCUGAGUACAAUGCAUCGCAUGUGCAAGGUGCGGUCAAUGUUUGCUGCUCCAAGUUGGUGAAGAGGCGACUGCAGCAGGACAAAGUGUCAGUCACUGAACUGCUGCAACCCAACGGCAAAGUGAAGGUGGAGCUGGGCAGGAAGCAGGAAGUGGUGGUUUAUGACCAGAACUCCAAAGAGACUGGGCAUCUGUCCAAAGAUGGCUUUGUGCACAUUCUCAUGGGAAAGUUGGAGGGUACCUUCCACAAAGUCUCCCUUCUUACCGGAGGCUUUGCAGCUUUCUCCUCCUGUUUCCCUGGUCUGUGUGAAGGGAAGCCUGCCACUGCUCUGCCAAUGAGCUUGUCCCAGCCCUGUUUGCCUGUUGCUAAUGUAGGGCCCACUCGCAUCCUGCCUCACCUCUACCUGGGUUCACAGAAAGACGUCCUCAACAAGGAUCUAAUGGUUCAGAAUGGAAUCACCUAUGUUCUGAAUGCCAGCAACACCUGCCCCAAGCCAGAUUUUAUCAGUGAGAGCCACUUCAUGCGCAUCCCUGUAAAUGACAACUAUUGCGAGAAAUUGCUUCCAUGGCUGGACAAAACCAAUGAAUUUAUAGACAAAGCUAAGGUGUCAAACUGCAGAGUCAUUGUCCACUGCUUGGCUGGAAUCUCGCGUUCAGCAACCAUCGCCAUUGCAUACAUCAUGAAGACAAUGGGCUUGUCAUCAGAUGAUGCCUACAGGUUUGUAAAGGACAGAAGGCCGUCCAUAUCCCCGAACUUCAACUUCCUGGGUCAGUUGCUGGAGUUUGAGAAGGGCCUGAGAUUGCUCAAAGCUUUAGCUUCUGAUGACAAGAUCUCUGAUAACAACUCCAAGCAAAGCUCAGAGGUUAAUGGAGUCACUACAGGUUGUGAGAUGAAUGGUCACCACAGCAACUGUGACUCAUCUGUGGCAGAGUUACACAUGCCACCAGAACCCAAGCUGCCAUCACCCACAUCCCUCCAGCAAGGCUUCAACGGCCUGCAUCUCUCUGCAGAGAGGAUCAUGGACACUAACCGGCUUAAACGCUCCUUCUCCCUGGACAUUAAGUCUGUCUAUUCUCCUAACAGUUCACACUGUCCCAGUCUGGCACCCACACAUUCUGAAGACGUCCCCAAACUGUGUAAGCUUGACAGCCCAGGAACAGGGACCUCCAAUGGUGUCUACUCACAGUCGCCCGUCCUAGACAGCCCCAGCUCUUCCGACUCUCCAUUCCCCUCACCAGGCAGUGGGGGCAGCAUAGGAGGUUUGGUGCUUUGUGGAAGUGAAGGAGCCCACCGGUCUGGUACCUCCUCAUCCAGAUCCAGAAGAAAACAUAAGCACAGUUGCAACAGUUCUCCAGUCCACUCCCAGCCAAACCAACCUCCACAGUCCCUCAGCUUGUUGCUGGACCACAAGAGCCCCAGCCUGGUUGACAACCUAAAGGGCUCCCUGCUCCUCCCACUACCCUCCCUACCCACUGUGGGGUCUGGGGCCAUGUGGACCAAACACAGAGACACUGUCCAGGCCACCACUCCCGUCACUCCAGUUACUCCAACCACAGAUGCACCCUGGCAUUUCGGGGCAGAGGAAGGUGGUGAGGGAGAGAUGGAGCUGGGAGGAGGGGAUGGAAGGGGAGAGGAGUCGUCGGUGAGGUUCGGGAGCAGCUCAGCAUAUGUGGCUUUUGGGUGCAGCGAAAGUGUGAGGUUACGAGACAAAUCCCAGAGGGAGAAGCCCUCAGCACCACAGACACAGAGAGACCACCGCGACUCCACGUCGUCAUCAGCAGCGGCCAUGUCCUCUGGCUCCAACAACAGCACGCCUGCGUCAGAGAAGCAGUUCAAACGGCGCAGCUGUCAGAUGGAGUUUGAAGAGAGUAUCUCUGAAUCAAGGUCCAGAGAAGAACUAGGAAAGAUCGGGAAGCAGUCGAGCUUCUCUGGUAGCAUGGAGAUCAUCGAAGUGUCCUGACACAUAAUGGACAUGACCAGAGCUGUACCUCAGAGGCAAAAAUGGACCUGAUUAGAGGGAGCGCAAGAGGACGUAAUAGGUGGAGCAGAGGAGGGCUUUUUGUGCUCCCUAAUAGACAGUGUUAAAGACUCCAACUGAGGCUGAGAGUUAAUGUGAAUGGUUAUCAAGCGAAGUAGGAAUCUCACCUGGACAGACAGAGCCUCAGAUGUGAUGCUUAGCUGACCACGCCCAUCCUGAACUCUUAAUCUGAAGUAAAGCCUGGGGGAAGGGGAAAUAAAUGGGUGACUGUUGGUACUGAAACUUUUUAUGUUGAUGAGCUCUGUCAUAGUUGAAAAGAAAUUACCCUGAGCAAAUGUCAUGUUGCAUCCUUAAUAUAUAAAAUUCCUUUACUUUGACAGAUUAGACACAAACUGCUUGCCUGUGGUCAAAUGUAAUUGCUUCAGUGGGUGUAUAGCUUGUGAUUUGAAGCCCCAUAUUUCCUCCCGAAGCUUCACCCUUAUGUCAGAGAGCCGCAGAACCGUGCACGGCUACAUCCGUCCCCUCCCCAGUGGCUCUGCCUGUCACAGACGCUGCAUAACAACAUCAACAGUGGACUCCUUAAUGGCACCGUCUCCUCACCUCAACACAGCACAAAGCAGAGGGAUCCUAAAGACUUAAAAAGGCGGUACUGCAUUAAAACAAUGAAGGAUCCUCAUCUUUUUGUUGAUGAACUUUGAGUCAAAGACUUGUAAUGCUGGGCAGUAUUUUCUCCCUCCCUCAAAGCACAGUGUGUCUUUCCUGACUUUGGCUUUCUUGUUUCCAGUGUUAACAGUGUGAUAGGGCUGAGGUUUCAGGAUGCUCCCCUAAAAAUCCUUUCCAGCUGAACCCAGUUGCCACUUAUGGCCACCAGUGAGCAUGCACCUGAAAGGCUGACUACAGACAGACAAAUACUAUAUAUACAAUAUGAAUAUAUAUAGCGAUUUUAACGGACUUAUCUUCAGUUAUAGUUUUAAUUUAUUGUAUUGGUUCAUUCUGGUAAUGAGAAAUAAUAUAAUGUUUUGUGGAUUUAUUUCUUUUUUCUUUUGUUGAAUUAUUCUUAUUAUUAUUUGCUGUAUGGUAUUUAUGAACACACACUCAUACAAAUACACACAUUCAACUAAUUCAGCAAGCAAUAUGUGCGGUUCCUUCUUUGGAGAGAGUGAUAUAUGACUUUGAAAUGCACUUUUCUGCUUUCCCGCUGCCAGUUACCAUUCACACCCUGGCAACACGAUACUCCAAAAGCCAAGUUUUGCCUUUUUUUUAUAUAUAUAUCUGGGAGGAUGGCAGACGCCCCAUUAAUGGCAUCUAUAAAAACAGGAUCUUUGUUUUGGCUCAACUACAGUGUAAAUUAUUGAAUUUAUCACAUUUGAGGGCUCCAGCAUCAACUAGAAAGACUGUUUUUUUGACAGUGUGCAGAGGGAGUCAGGUAGCUGCACACACUUUGAUCAUGUACAGUAAAACAUGAGGGCUUGCAUAGCAACUAUAUGCAAACAGACACACACUCCUUAACAAGGUCAAGAUUCACAGACUCACAAUGUGAGUACUUUCUGAGCCAACACCAGUUUGUAAGUCAUCGUCACAGCAUGUCCCACCAAAGCUGAAACCAGCCACACACAAGCUCACCCCAAACUGUAUGCACUUACACUUAUAUUCCCACGUCGAGCAUAGGCCCUAUAUUCACCCUUUUGUUCAUUCUCAGGGGAUCUUUCAGUGAGCCAAGCCCAACACAGGGUACACUGCUGCUGGCACAUCAGCACAGUGCAUGUCCAUAAUGCUCCCACGCUCUCUCUCUCUGUCUGUUUUUGCUCUCAUUUCUUCAUUUUCAAAGCUUUGAUUAAAACAGCACAACACCAUGGAAAUAAAAAGCAGGAUCUUCAUGCUCUGAGGUGAAAGGAAUGAAAACAUUUGCUCUCCUGGUGCGAGAUGGUUAUUUAUUUAUGAUGUAAAUGUGUUUGUUUUUCCUUUGACCCUUGAUUAGCUUUACUCUCUGGCGAUCUCUGACCUUUGACCUUAUGCUGCUGCAGUUACAGUAAGUUCCUGUGCUCCCCUGAGGUUCAAACAACCUCUCCUUUUUUCAUCUUCCUCCCUAUAUUUUUAAGAAACAUUGUUAGAAUUAUUUAUGAUAUGUAACAAGGAUGAUGCAGGCUGUCCCAAUUACAAAAUUGUUGUUAUUAUUAUUAUUAUUAUUAUUAUUAUUAUUAUUAUUAUUAUUAUUAUUAUGUAAAUAGGAUCUAAGAACACAGAAUUUAGGUGAGUUUUUAAAAUAAAAAUCCUGAUACCUUAGGCUGCUUAAUGCAAAAAUACCUCAGGUUCUAUUGAAAGGCUUUUCCUUCCCCUGUACAUGUUUUGUGAAAAUGAGACAAAUACAGACAAGACAAAAUACAAA
Messenger RNA from Melanotaenia boesemani (Boeseman's rainbowfish), 4954 nucleotides. RefSeq names its product dual specificity phosphatase 8a (gene dusp8a). Gene Ontology annotation, cellular component: cytoplasm. Gene Ontology annotation, molecular function: MAP kinase tyrosine/serine/threonine phosphatase activity; protein tyrosine/threonine phosphatase activity. The coding region runs from base 481 to 2550 and encodes 689 amino acids. The transcript is spliced from 7 exons. Lineage: Eukaryota; Metazoa; Chordata; Actinopteri; Atheriniformes; Melanotaeniidae. The record is from RefSeq and is a predicted model, not a curated record. Gene Ontology annotation, biological process: negative regulation of MAPK cascade; protein dephosphorylation.